AUGGAGCUUUCUAUCUUAAAGGUAUUUACCAACACUUUGAAAGUGGCCGAAGGAGAUCAAUGCCUCGUCAGCGGAGAGCACAUUCUGGUUUCUGACAUGGAUACCAAGCUGGAUGAUAUCUACUUUUCCCUCCAGAGACUGCCUCUGCAUGGGAGGGUGGAGCUUAACGGAUUUCCUCUAAACACAGGGGGCACAUUUUCCUGGGGAGACCUCCAUUCCUUACGCAUUAGGUAUCAGCACGAUGGAUCUGAGGUUCUUCAGGAUGACAUACUCUUGGAGGUCACAGAUGGCAUAAAUUCUGCAGAAUUUGUUCUGCACAUCGAGGUAUUGCCUGUAAAUGAUGAGCCGCCAGUCCUAAAGGCUGAUCUCAUCCCCAUGAUGCAUUGCUCAGAGAGCGAAGAAGUAGCCAUCACCUCCGAAUACAUUUUUGCUACUGACAUAGACAGUGAUGACUCAAAACUAGUAUUUACGAUUGCUCGGAAACCUCAGCAUGGGGUGGUAAGGAAAGCUGGAAUUACAACAGAUCAUUUCUCUCAGGGAGAUGUUAUCUCAGGGGCUGUGACAUACAAACACACAGGUGGUGAGAUUGGCCUAGUACCUCAUUUUGACACCAUCACAUUGGUGAUCUCGGAUGGAGAAGCUGGCCCUUUUGUAAAUGGCUGUUGCUAUGAUGUACCUCAUCCAUCUUUUCCUCUUCAUCAGUCUUUUCCAGUAUAUGACCUCAACAUCACAGUGUAUCCAAUAGACAAUCAGCCACCAUCAAUUACAAUAGGUACCAUGUUCGUUGUAGAUGAGAGUUUCUCAGCAGCCAUUACCAUUAACCAUUUGUCUGCCACUGACCCUGACACUGCAGCAGAUGACUUGGAAUUUGUUUUGGUUUCUCCUCCACAGUUUGGUUACCUUGAAAACACACUCCCUUCUGUGGGUUUUGAAAAAAGCAAUAUGGGCAUAAGUGUAGGUAAGUCAUGGUUUCAUGACCGGAAAUGA
Choloepus didactylus (southern two-toed sloth) is the source of this 987-nucleotide messenger RNA. Its product is annotated as FRAS1-related extracellular matrix protein 1-like. Lineage: Eukaryota; Metazoa; Chordata; Mammalia; Pilosa; Megalonychidae. Bases 1 to 987 code for a protein of 328 amino acids. The record is from RefSeq and is a predicted model, not a curated record. The transcript is spliced from 6 exons.